CGCGGCCUGCGCGCUCCUGGGCGGGGGAUGUUGUGAUGGAGAAGCUGCGGUGUUGCCGGAGCCCUGCAGCUUGAGCUACCUUCGCCACCUGGGCCUGGGGCUUCGCCGCGCAGGAUCUACCAAGGCCAUGUCUGUUCCAUCAUCCCUGAGCCAGUCGGCCAUUAACGCUAACAGCCACGGAGGCCCUGCACUCAGCUUUCCCUUACCCCUGCACGCUGCCCAUAACCAGCUGCUCAACGCCAAGCUGCAAGCCACAGCUGUGGUACCCAAGGACCUGCGAAGUGCUAUGGGUGAGGGUAGUGUGCCUGAACCAGGCCCUGCCAAUGCCAAGUGGUUAAAGGAAGGCCAGAACCAGCUUCGGAGGGCUGCCACAGCCCACCGAGACCAGAACCGAAAUGUGACCUUGACCUUGGCGGAGGAGGCCAGCCAGGAGGCUGAGACAGCACCUUUGGGUCCCAAAGGCUUAAUGCAUCUAUACUCUGAGCUGGAGCUCUCGGCCCACAAUGCAGCCAACCGAGGGCUUCAUGGAUCCGCCUUGAUCAUCAACACCCAGGAACAGGGACCAGAUGAAGGAGAGGAGAAGGCAGCAGGAGAGGCUGAGGAGGAUGAUGAAGAAGAAGAGGAAGAGGAUGAGGAGGAGGACUUGUCUUCUCCUCCAGGGCUACCUGAGCCUCUGGAGAAUGUGGAAGUCCCCUCUGGGUCCCAGGCCCUCACAGACGGCCCCCGGGAACAUAGCAAGAGUGCUAGUCUCCUAUUUGGCAUGCGAAACAGUGCAGCCAGUGAUGAGGACUCAAGCUGGGCCACCUUAUCACAGGGCAGCCCCUCCUAUGGCUCCCCGGAGGACACAGAUUCCUUCUGGAACCCCAACGCUUUCGAGACGGAUUCCGAUCUACCGGCUGGAUGGAUGAGGGUACAGGACACCUCAGGGACCUACUACUGGCACAUCCCAACGGGGACCACCCAGUGGGAACCCCCAGGCCAGGCCUCCCCCUCACAGGGGAGCAGUCCCCAAGAAGAGUCCCAGCUCACCUGGACUGGCUUUGCUCACCAAGAAGGCUUUGAGGAAGGAGAGUUUUGGAAGGAUGAACCCAGUGAGGAGGCCCCAAUGGAGUUGGGACUGAAAGACCCUGAGGAGGGGAUAUUGUCCUUCCCAGCUCAGAGCCUC
Molecule: messenger RNA, 1165 nt
Organism: Mus pahari (shrew mouse)
Lineage: Eukaryota; Metazoa; Chordata; Mammalia; Rodentia; Muridae
Product: amyloid-beta A4 precursor protein-binding family B member 1
Exons: 1
Biological process (GO): regulation of DNA-templated transcription
Cellular component (GO): cytoplasm; nucleus
Molecular function (GO): transcription factor binding; amyloid-beta binding
Source: RefSeq, a predicted model, not a curated record